Sesamum indicum (sesame) is the source of this 735-nucleotide messenger RNA. Its product is annotated as DNA-directed RNA polymerase II subunit 4. Lineage: Eukaryota; Viridiplantae; Streptophyta; Magnoliopsida; Lamiales; Pedaliaceae. Gene Ontology annotation, biological process: DNA-templated transcription initiation. The record is from RefSeq and is a predicted model, not a curated record. Gene Ontology annotation, molecular function: nucleotide binding. Gene Ontology annotation, cellular component: RNA polymerase complex.
CAGUUAAGGUUUAAUAAACCACAAAAGCAAGAGAUGAUCUCAUCACUGAACUGCAGAGCGACUGUUUAUCUGUUCAGUUUUGCUUUCGGCUGUCAAAUAUGUCGGUGGAAGAAGAGGAAAACGCGGCCGAGCUCAAAAUCCCAGAUGAAUUUUUGAAGGCCAAGUGUCUAAUGAACUGUGAAGUUGCUCUUAUUCUUGAACAUAAGUAUGAGCAGCUUCAACAGAUGGCGGAUGACCCAAUGAAUCAAAUGUCACAGGUUUUUGAAAAAUCACUCCAAUAUGUGAAGCGCUUUAGCCGAUAUAAGAAUCCGGAUGCUGUCAGACAAGUUCGAGAAAUUCUGAGUAGAUAUCAGCUGGCUGAAUUUGAGCUCUGUGUACUUGGGAAUCUUUGUCCAGAAACGGUGGAGGAAGCCAUAGCCAUGGUUCCGUCAAUCAAGACGAGAGGACGAGCUCAUGAUGACGAGGCAAUUGAGAAAAUGUUGAAUGACCUCUCUCUGAUCAAGAAAUUUGAAUAGUGUUGCUUUACUCUUGCACGUAUAAUGGAAUUACUUAUUUAUGGCUAAUAUUAGUAUUAGUGCAUGAGUUUUUAGUUAUCUCCUUGAACACCUAUCUUAGUUUUUGGGUAAGAAAGUUUGUUUUUCUGGGAUAGGGGAUGCUUACAUAACCAUUUCUGUUUUUUGGAUAAUUACUCAUGUAUUCAUUAAAACGUCAAUAUCAUUUACACUAGUUACCCAA